AUGGGCCUUGUUUUCGGGUCGGCGAUGGAUCUGGGGAAGGUGACGCUACCGCUGGUGAUCAGGGAGCAGUUUAUCUUCAGGCGGGAGAUCAUGCUGAAGAUGUUCUUGGGAGCGUCGGCGGGGUCGGCAUACUGCAUCGCGGGAGUGUCGCUGAUCUUCCCCAUGCACUUUGAAAUAGCUCGCGAGGGGUUCAUGAGCUCGCUACAGUGCAAGGGGCUGAUACCGAUCAUUCUGGGAGCUUUCAUCCUAGGAUGCGGCAUGUGUCUGUCAGGGUCAUGCCCAGGGAUGGUGCUGGUACAAGUCGGAGCAGGCAUCCCUUACUCGUGGCUGACGCUCAUCGGGGGCCUGUCGGGCGCGGCCUUGUAUGGGGUGGUGCAGCCCAAGAUCGAGCCGUACCUCAAGGCAGGGAAGAUGAAGUCACCGAAGAUCGAGGACUACGGGCCUCUGAAGAAGGUGCCUUUCUGGGGGCUUGCGCUUGCUCUGGCGGUCUGCAUGACCAUCUUCAUCGUCAUCCUCGAAGUGUUUUUCCCGUGGAAGGAGGAGGUGCCGGUAGGGACGACGCCUUGGAAGACGGCGCUCCCCCCAGAGCUUAUGGGGGCGAUCAUCGGCUUCCUACAGAUCCCAGCUAUCUUGUUCGUCCAAGACACCCUGGGGAGCAGCUCGGCGUACAUGACAUAUACCUCUCAGCCUCUUGCGCUAUCUCAGAACUGGCAAGUUGUGUUCAAGCACCUGAACGGAUACAGGACCGGGAUCAUCAACUGGUGGCAGGCCGUGUAUCUUGUAUCCGCCAUCGGAGGAGCCGCGAUCGCAGCCAACGCAGCAGGGACGUACGGGAAGUUCCAGGGCGUGACGCCGGGAGAGGCGUUCAUAGGAGGCUUCUGCGCCAUCUUCGGGAGCCGGCUUGCGUCGGGGUGCACGAGCGGGCAUGGGCUAUCGGGGGUCGCGCUGCUGUCACUGAAGUCGAUGUUUGCCGUGCCGGGGAUGUUUGGGGGAGGGAUAGUGCUGGGCUUCAUCUACUUCUCGGUGGACUCAUAUCACUACACGGGGCGGUUGUACAGCUAG
This is a messenger RNA of Guillardia theta CCMP2712, 1062 nucleotides long. RefSeq lists its product as hypothetical. Gene Ontology annotation, cellular component: plasma membrane. The record is from RefSeq and is a predicted model, not a curated record. Lineage: Eukaryota; Cryptophyceae; Pyrenomonadales; Geminigeraceae. The transcript has a single exon. The coding region runs from base 1 to 1062 and encodes 353 amino acids.